Manihot esculenta (cassava) is the source of this 992-nucleotide messenger RNA. Its product is annotated as caffeoyl-CoA O-methyltransferase. Bases 88 to 828 code for a protein of 246 amino acids. Gene Ontology annotation, molecular function: S-adenosylmethionine-dependent methyltransferase activity; O-methyltransferase activity. The transcript is spliced from 5 exons. NCBI's taxonomy places the organism in Eukaryota, Viridiplantae, Streptophyta, Magnoliopsida, Malpighiales, Euphorbiaceae. The record is from RefSeq and is a predicted model, not a curated record.
CAUUUCCAUAUCCGGUCUGCAUCGCCAUACUACUCUCUGAACUUCAACCCAAGAAAACUCUAAAAGGAGAAGAGGAAUACCUUAACAAUGGCAUCCAACAAUGAACAGCAAAAUCAAGCAGGCAGGCACCAAGAAGUUGGCCACAAGAGCCUUCUGCAGAGCGACGCACUUUACCAGUACAUACUUGAGACCAGUGUGUACCCAACAGAGCCUGAACCCAUGAAGGAGCUGAGGGAGCUAACUGCCAAGCAUCCCUGGAACAUAAUGACUACAUCAGCAGAUGAAGGGCAAUUCUUGAGCAUGCUUUUGAAGCUUAUGAAUGCCAAGAACACCAUGGAAAUUGGUGUAUACACCGGAUAUUCUCUCCUGGCAACUGCUCUUGCUCUUCCUGAUGAUGGAAAGAUCUUGGCGAUGGACAUAAACAGAGAGAACUAUGAGCUGGGUCUGCCUGUUAUCCAGAAAGCAGGUGUUGCUCACAAGGUUGAUUUCAGAGAAGGCCCUGCUUUGCCUGUUCUUGACCAAAUGAUUGCCGAAGGGAAGUACCAUGGAACUUUUGAUUUCAUCUUUGUGGACGCUGAUAAAGACAAUUAUCUGAACUACCACAAGAGAUUGAUUGAGUUGGUCAAAGUUGGUGGACUAAUCGGCUACGACAACACCCUAUGGAAUGGUUCUGUGGUGGCAGCACCUGAUGCACCCUUAAGGAAGUAUGUUAAGUACUACAGGGACUUCGUGAUGGAGCUUAACAAGGCUCUACCAGCGGACCCCAGGAUUGAGAUUUGCAUGCUUCCGGUUGGUGAUGGAAUCACUCUUUGCCGUCGGAUCAAGUGAUCAGCUCGAUUGCUGAUAUAAUUGAUGUUGACGCAUAACACGAGCGAUAUGUAAUAACUUUUCUAUUAUUAUUUUCUUUUUUCCACAUUAAGCUUCAAUAUUUGAGAAAUAUCAGUUCAAUGGAUUUCAAAUUUUAUGCAAUUUAUGGGAUUUAUAUGUGCUUA